Molecule: messenger RNA, 2793 nt
Organism: Tetrahymena thermophila SB210
Lineage: Eukaryota; Ciliophora; Oligohymenophorea; Hymenostomatida; Tetrahymenidae
Product: type A von willebrand factor domain protein
Exons: 1
Source: RefSeq, a predicted model, not a curated record
AUGAACAAUAAAUUCUUUGGAAUCUCACUCAAUAAUAAAAAAAACUUUGAGGCAAUACCUCAACUAGUUUUUUCUAAUUAUUAGUGCAAAAUAAUUAAUAAUAUUCUUUAAGUAGAAUUAACUUAAAGAUUUUAAGAUUAAAAUAAUUUUGACUCUAACUUGAAAAUCUAUGACUCUAAUGAGGCUAUUUACUAUCUUCCUGUUGAUUAGAAUAUUUGUAUUGAAUCUUUCUAGGCUACUAUAAAUGGUAAGACUGCAAAAGGUGUUGUAAAGAAGAUCAAUGAGGCUAAAGAUCUUUACUUAUAAGGUAGAUAAGAAGGUAAUAUAGUAGGCUAUUGUGAAAAAAAGAUCUUCUAAAGGGAAGUAGGAGAGUGUCUUGAAAUCAGAUUAGGAAAUAUCCCUCAAAAAUUUUGUAUUGAUAUCAAAUUAAAAUAUUCUUAGCAGCUCUAAGUAAUUUUAAACACUUUUUAUUCAGUUGAUUUAUCUCUAGUUUUAAAAGAAUCACAUGAGCAAAUUAAUUAGAAUUCUUUUAUCUUAGAUCUUCUAUGCUCUUAAAAGAUAACUUUCUUUAAAAAUUUUGGAAUCUCUUUACUUGUAUAGCAGGUUGAUGAGAACCACACAGCUUUUUAUACAAGGUAAUUAGAUAGAUCUUAAACACAAAUUUGUUAAGAAGGAGGAUAAAUAGUUUAGUUCAAACUUAUUUAUUAGUUUGAAAAUAUGCAUGUUCCUUAAGUUCUCUAUGGAGCUUGUGAAAGUUAGGUUCACAUAAAUAAAGAUGAUAAAUCCAAUAAGCAAAUUGAUGUUUAAAAUAACUCGUUUAUGAUAUCUUUUGUUCCUGAUUUUAAUUUUAAAUUUAAAUCUUAAAUUAAUGAUGCAAUUGUUUAGUCAAUUGCAGAAAAUUAAAAUAUAUUUUCUCAAGAAUAUCUUAACUCUUUUAAUCAAUAAAUAAUAGAUUAGACAGAUUCCUCUAAAUGUGAGUUUAUAUUUCUUUUAGAUAGAAGUGGAUCUAUGUCUGGAUAAAGUAUUUAAAACGCUAUUGAAGCUCUUAUUUUAUUCAUCAAAAGUUUACCUUUAGAUAGCUAUUUUAAUAUUUAUAGCUUCGGUACUGAAUUUUCUAAGCUCUUUGAUUAAUCACAAAAGUAUUCUAACGAAAACGUAGAAUUAGCCUUAAAUGAAAUAAUUACUUAUUCUGCAAAUUAUGGUGGAACUAAUAUAUACCAACCUUUAAGCGAGAUUUUUAAUCAACCAUAUGUAAAGGGUUAUGGAAGGUAAAUUUAUAUAUUGACAGAUGGAUAAAUUGAAAACAAAGAAAAUGUGAUGCAUUUAAUAUAAUCUAAUAACAUUAGUAAUAGAGUUCAUGCUAUAGGUAUUGGACUCUAUGUAGAUAAAGACCUUAUAAUCCAGUCAGCUAAAUCAGGUAAGGGUUGCCAUGCACAUGUUACAGAUUAAAGUCUUAUCUAAGAAAGUAUUAUUAAUAUCUUAUAAAAUAGUAUUUCCCCUAUUUUAGAAGAUGUAAAACUAUCUUAUAAUAAAGAGAUAUUUAACUCUUAAUACCCAAAAGAAGAUUCAUUAUACUGUUUAUUUAAAAACGAUUUAUUUACUUUUACACUCUUUUUAAAAUCUGGUAUUGAUUUUGAUAGUCUAAAUGAUGAAAAUAAAUUGGUAAAGAUAUAAUACUUUGAUACUACUAUAAAUUAAAAAGUAGAAAAAACAAUUAUCCUAGAGCCUUAAGAUGCCCAUAAAUAUGAUCCUAGUUUGAAUAAGACUGUAUUUAAAUUAGGAAUUCACCAAAAACUUUGCUAGCUUUCUAACAUUUUAAAAAUAAAGAAUUAAAUUUUAAGUUAAGAAUAAGAAAUCUAAUAAUUAGUUAAUGAAUCUAUUGAGCAUCAGAUAUUAACUAGCUACACUUCAUAUUUCUGUGAAAUUGAGUAAAUUACUGAUGAAAAAAGAAUAUAGUAUUUUGUAGACCAAUAUUUACCUUAAAAUGAUUAAAAAUUAAAUAAAGCAAGUAUAUAAAAUCACUACAAUUAUAAUUAUUUUGUAGGUAAUAAAAAUUUUAUUGAUAAGACGUAAGUUUUAAAAAGCAAUGAUUUGUUAGAAGAUAGAAGCAGAAGUAGAAGUAGAGAGAGAUUGAGGGUUAGAGAGAAUAGAAGUAAGUAUUUAACUGAUCUAAUUGAUGAUGAAAUUAAUAAGAAAAAAAUAUUCUAAAAUAAUUCAAAUUAAUGUUGUGCAUCAAGAUAUCGAUAAAAUAUGUAAUAUUAAACAUUUAAUGAUACAAAAAAUAAUAAUAAUUUCAAUUCCCUUUAGCUCUCUUCCUAUGUAAAUUAAAAUCUUAAUUCAUAAAAUACUAAUUCUUUUAAUAAGGAUUUGCUUAAAAUUCAAAAAGUUGAAUUUGUGGAUAAUUAAAGUAAAUUAUAAAUAAAUACUUUUUCAUAAAGUAGCUUCUAAAAUAUCAAUAAUCACUAUAAAUUAGGAUCUUUAGAUUUAUAAAAUAUCAUAAAAUAAGUAACAGUAGAAGGAAAGUGGAUAUUCAACUAAUAGGUUGUUCUUGAUAUUACUAAAUGCACAUAAGAUAAACUUGAAGAAACCUUGAAAUUAUUUUAGCAAAAAGAUUUGUUCAUGACCAUACUAAUGAUUUGGAUUUUAGAGAACUAUUUUUAAAAAGAAAAGCAAUAAUGGUAAAUGAUAGCCAAUAAAUCAAAUAAAUUUAUACAGUAACAAAUUAAUGAUUACAAUUUAUUUGAAUAAUAUAAAUAAAUAGUUUCUGAUUUUUGUAAAACUCAAACAGCUUGA